CGAAAGCAACCGGCCUUACCAUCACAACCCGACCUCGUGGCGAAACGAUUAGCCAUCCCCUACCACCACUGCCACACUCACUCUGCCAGUCCCCUAACUCCCCACCAUGUCCAGCCAACGCCAAGAAAUGAAAAUCAGCGCCGCCGCCGUCAUAGCCAUCUGCAUCACCACCGCCAUCAUGUUCUGCGUCCUCCUCGCCGGCAUCGACAAGCUCUUCCGCCCCCACGACGACGACGACGAGUCCCCCCUCCGCCGCCCCGAGAAGGUCCAGCUCGACUACAUGGCGCAGAUCAAAGAAAAAAACAACCAAGCCGCGUACCGCAACUUCAUGUGCGACCUCGCCGAGGACGCGGAUCCGAGUCUGCUGAACGCGAGGUAUUUUCAGGAGUGGGGCGAGCGGAAUCGUAUGUUUCGGCCGUUCAGGGCGGAACGGGACUGGCAGCCGCCGCGGAGUUGGGAUGUGAGGGGGAGUACGGUGGCGCCGAUGAGCUAUUGGUCGGUUCGGGUGGUGAGGCUGCAGUUUGGGAAGGGGAAGGGGCGGGCGUCGAGGGCGACGUGGGGGACGUGGACGACGGGGUCGGCGCAUAUGAGUGGGACGCCGAGGACGUCGGGAGUGCCUGAGAUGCCGGAGGAGGUUCCUAGCGAUGCGACGCCUUCGAGGCCGGGGACGCCGACGCCAGGGAUUCCUGGAGCGAAGACUCCUGUUAAGUCAGAAGUAUCCAGUUCUGGAACUCCGGCGGCCAGCGGGAUACCAAUUCUUGACAAUAACUCCAUUGGAGAGAGCAGCAGCACCUCUAGGUCAACCGACGUAGCCAGCAUCAGCACGGGAUCUUCAGAGGGCGGGACGUUUCUGCUAAAGCGCGCACUGAUCCCCCGCUCGGUGCAACUGGCCUAUGGAAUGGUCCCUGGGCCGGUGGUGAUCCGUCCGCGGGACUCAAUGCUAGGGCUUAUUGAGAGCGGGCGACGUAGUGGACUAGGGACUCAUGCGACGAUUGAUGAUGAGUCGGAAGUGGAGGCGUAUUUCGAUCAUGGGAAGGUUACGGCGGAUGAUAUCGAGAUUAAGCAGCGGGCGAGGGAGUUGGAGUUGUUUGGGACGACGCUAUGAUGCUGGAGAAAAUUUGAUUUCGUUGGAUCGGGCCAGGGAUGCCUCCUGUUUGUUUGGGCUUAUGUACUCUUUCGGAUAAUCGGGUGGAAUGCUUCUGGUUAUUCAUUCAAUAUGCGCGGAUGGAAGAAACCACUCCGGUGCUUGGGAGAUCACGGUUGGGCGAGAAGUUUUGGCUUGGUCGUAUCAAAAACGAAGCACACCUUCAGUGUAUCCGAUCCUCUAGCUCUUUACGCUUUAGACUAGUUGAACGUGAUUCUUUUGGGUCACCUGGUC
Molecule: messenger RNA, 1378 nt
Organism: Eremomyces bilateralis CBS 781.70
Lineage: Eukaryota; Fungi; Ascomycota; Dothideomycetes; Eremomycetales; Eremomycetaceae
Exons: 1
Coding region: 107-1105 (332 amino acids)
Source: RefSeq, a predicted model, not a curated record